Babesia sp. Xinjiang is the source of this 507-nucleotide messenger RNA. RefSeq lists its product as uncharacterized. Bases 1 to 507 code for a protein of 168 amino acids. Lineage: Eukaryota; Apicomplexa; Aconoidasida; Piroplasmida; Babesiidae. The transcript has a single exon. The record is from RefSeq and is a predicted model, not a curated record.
AUGGGAAACCAGAAUAGCAGCGGUUGCUGCGACGCGUUCUGCGAUACCAAAAAUAUGUUGGAUCGCGACGAGUUGCUUACACCUGAAGAAGAGAUGGACUUCAUGAACGCUAUGGUCAACGGAUGUGACACGCACAUUGUGUUCGCAGAUGGCGGUUCCAUGCCAUGCUCAGUUCUAUAUGACCUAGCUGAGGACUGCCUUCACCUUGUAGUGGAAGAAAAAAAACGUUUAAUCGCUCUUAACGAUGUGGAACAGAUACUCGGUGUUGACAGCGUCGCAGGGCUCAGCAAUGUGGACAAAACACUUAUUGUAGACCCACGCAUCGUCGCUUUCAGACUUAAAAGCACUAAAAAGGCAAUAUUGCUGCGGUUUCAGGAGGUGAAGGAGAGUCAAAGUUUCCACCAGUUCCUCAAAGAAAUCAUACGAGAAAACGCCGAGAAGUUGCAGCAACCUGCGUCGUCUUCAAUUGAGCCCGAGGAGGAAACAUCGCAAACCAUCAUAUUCUAA